UUCACAUUCGAAUCAAUCUCGCUCGCUCUCUCGCGGGGAGCGCCGUGACUUUUUUGUAGUCGCCGCAAACUCAUCGACCGUUCCGAUCGAGUCGCGGCUGUUGCGUCCCGAAACAAAGGAUUCGCAUCAAAAUCAUGUAAUUUGUGACGCAAAGCUCGCAUAGAAUACAGUCUAGUGUUCCAACAGUCCUUAAAAAGCAGGUUUGGGGCAGUAAAAAGUCUUCCCAUCAUCGGAACGGGGCGUACGAUAUCAAUAUCGACCUAGUGCGCUAGUGUUUAUGUUUAGUAAAGUGGGUAUCUUUCGGUGUUUGUUUUGCAAACAGUGAGAUAAAAGUAUCACCGGUCAGUUGUUCGGUUAUGUAGUGUUGUUGUGGCGAAGAUGUCAGUGAGGAUGUGGGUGUUGUUGGCUUUGGUGGCACUGGCGGGCGCGGAGAAGCCCGCCGGGGAGUCUUUCCUGAGCGACAUCAGCCGGACGCUGCGCUCGGAGAUGGAUAACGUGCUGAAAAUGGCGGAUGUGGUCUACUCCCGGCCGGACAUCAACACGACGUAUGUGGCCAGCGUGGAGUUCGACAUGAGAGCCAUGGGGCCGCUGUACAACCACACGGGGCUCGUCAUCGACGUCAUCGCCAACAAGCAGGCCUACCCUGAAGGAAUCGUAUCAGUAUCUGACGGGCACCUUGACAUCGCGAGCCCUCAAGAGAAUUGGCGCGUGCUACUAGCACACUACGCGGGGCCUACAGCGUUCGUCGUGGUCGCUAUUCUACUAGCCGCCGCCCUGCCUCUCGCCGGGCUCUUCUGGUGCUGCUGUUACUGGUGCCGCUCCGGGCGCCGGCGGCGGACGUUCGACCGCAAGUACGACGCGUGCCUCAAGGGCCUGCUCGCUAUAGUGCUCAUCGGGUUGCUCACACUCUUCUUGUUCGGAGUAGUCUGCGCGUUCGCGACCGAUGAACAACUCGACCGAAGCGCGAGCGAGGCACCCAACGCCGUCCGGUCUGGCAUCAAGGACACCAAGGCUUACCUCAACGCAACACAAGCUCACGUGCGGUGGCUUCUAGUCAACAACUACGCUGAACUGGAGAAGACGCUGGACAACCUGCUCACAAAUAGCGGCACGACGGUGUCAAGAAAACUGGGGGAGUUCUCACACGCGGUGUCGGUCACCACCUUGUACAACAUGGUGCAACAACUGGACACGGUGCAGGCUGAUCUGAAGAGUGUCCACAACAUCACGUCGAUGCUGCGGAACAAUGCUGAACUGCUCAAUUCUGGUCUGCGCAAAGUGAAGGCUCAACUGCUGCAGACACUGGCCAAGUGCGAGCAGCCGCAGUGCAUCCGUCUGCAGGAGAAAUACAAGAUCGGACAACUCGACACCGAGAUACAGUACAGCCGGAUGCCGGACGUCUCCGAUUUGCUGAAUAACGUGACGGAGCUCCUGGACAGUCAUAUUAAAGCGGAUGUCGAAGAAGGGCAGCAAGUGUUCGCCAACAUCCAGGCCGGCAUCCAGCGCUCUGUCGACGACCACAUUCCUAAUGUGAAGGAGGCUUUGGCUGAGACUGGACGCAAGCUCAAAUCCAUGGCGGACCGCGUGACGGCCCUCUCCAACAACGCGUCAGCGCGGAUACAGGAGCACAGCGCUGGUGUCGCCGACACCGUGCAGGAUUACUACGACGCGUACGGGCCCUACCGCCGCCACGCGGGCCGCGCGGCCGCCGCCUCACUGCUACUGAUCACGUGCCUGGUGGCUUGGGGGCUGGUGUGUGGAGUGUGCGGCAAGCGGCCUGACGUGUACGGCGCGAGCGACUGCUGCAAUAAGGGCGCCGGCUCCCGCUGUCUCUUGUGCGGAAUGGGCGUGAUGUUCAUAGUGGGAGGGGUUGUUUCCCUAGUCAUGGCGAUCUACUUCGUCGUCGGCGUCAGCUCGCAGCGUUUCCUCUGCGAUCCGCUCACAUAUCCUCAAGGCAACCGUAUGUUCGAAGAGAUAGACCGUUUUGUGGAUCUGGAGAACUUCAUGUUUAAUGAACGUCGCGAUCCUGACUUCAACCUGUCCAGGGUGCUUACUUACUGCCACAGGAACCAGAGUCUUAUGCAGACACUCCAGCUGUACCGCCUCGUGGACCUGGAGUCCCUCAAGCAGCAGGCGUCUCAAGCCGUCGACCGCAGAGCCGCCGCCCUGCGCCCCACCUUCCCCGGCCACGAGCGCCCCGUCACCAUCCUCAAGCCGCAAGCCAAACUCAAGCUGACACGCUUGGCUGAAUCAGGGCUGUCUGAUUUCGACUUCGACCGAAUACUUCAUGCUCUGGAAACCAACAUGACGAACUUGUCGCUGGACACGUUAGCGACGCAACUCGACGCGACGGCUAACUCGCUCGUCGACCGCUCCGGCUUCGUGCGAGUCUCCAUCGAGUUACGAGACGCGGCAGUGAUGUUGACGGCGUACCACACUAACAUCGUCACACCCAUGCUUGAACAUACCAGGCAAUUGAAUGUAACGGCGACUCGGCUGCGCGACGGGCUGCGAUUCAACCACUCCUCACUGAAGGAAGCUAUAGGCUACCUCAUACACGAGACCACACAGGCUGAGACCUUCCUGAACAGACAGGGGCUGGAUGUCAUACAAACUUUAAUCCAAGACUUCGCGAAGGUGGUCGCCCAAAGACUGAACGAAUACCUGGACAUGGUGAUCUACGCGGCCGAGCACGAGGUGGGCUACUGCGCGCCCAUGUCUAACGCCUUCAACGCUACAAGGGACGCGGCUUGCAAGAAAAUACUCAUGCCAGUGAACGGGUACUGGAUGGCGCUAGCAUGGUGCGUGGUGCUGCUGGUGCCGCUGAUGGUGGUGGCGCAGCGGCUUGCCAGACUAUACAAGCACGUCGACCCAUACCCCGGGCCGUUAGUCGAAGCCGAGUAUUUGUAUGACGCGUUCGCGGACCGCGAUAACGUACCCCUUGCCAACGCCUACAAGGCAGAGAAGCGCGCGGGACGCGACGCGCGGCGCGGGGGCGGGGGCGGGAGCGGCAGCGGGGGCGCGGCGCGGGAGGAGGCGCGCGGCGCCGCGCUGGCCGCGCCCCUCGACGCACACGCGCGCAGAUAUAAUGAUAUGGCGCCAAAGCACUGGGAAGAAGGCCCCCCCCGCUACCACGGGCCCACUGAGUACGAGCGGCCCCCUCCCUACUACUAUCCCGGACCAAACGAUAGACAGUAAACUGGCCCUCACGGAACUAGACGACGACCUACUGAAGUACUGAGGACGCUCCGCGCGGACCUGACGAAAAGGUUGUAACUACCAUGACUAGUGUAGAGAGAUUUCAACUCUAUGCGGUUCGCGCAAUACUCAAUUUGUUAGACCCGUUCUCGAGAUACGAUACGUACAGAGUAUUUUUCCAAUGUAAAGCCUUAACGAGAUUGUGUCGAUAUUAUUGCCAAUUUCGAUGAAUAUGACAUUAAUAUAAUGCAACUAUGACAUAUAAUUUAUAAGAAAUGCCCAAUGAUGGUAAAAUUCGAAAAAGCUAAUAAUAUCGAUAUUAAAAAUGGCAUUCCAUUUAGGUCUCCCUUAAGGGGAUGUUCCCAUAGUUAGUUGUUGCAAGAUCUUUGUCUUUAGGGUAAAUAAUGAGAUAGUAGUACCGUACCUUAAGUGAUGUCCGUACACAACAGUUAAACUUUUUAUUUAUGCUGACAAAGAGAAGCCAUUUGUUCUUUAAGCUAUUAGUUUAAUUUCUGUGUCAUAGAUGGCGUACCCUACUACGCACGGUAAGAUGCGUACAUGCAGCACCACCUAGUUUGUGUUGACAAAAUAGUGGUCAAUGUUUGUAUCGAUUUAGAUUCACUGUAGUGUCGAACGCGAUUAAUUAACAUUAUUUUACUUUUUUUUCCGACGUUUCGGCCAGGUUACACUGGCCGUGGUCACAGAAGACGUAUACGGAGUGUACAAAAUAUUGAUGCAACUCUAAAGUUUUUGCUGUUGUGUUAAGGACAAGUCUGCCAACAACUAUGUGAUGGUCAGAACUUUAAUUAUACAUUAGUGUUAACGAGUUGGUCCGUCUAGCCGGGGUCUCACAGUAACUGCCAUAAAUUGACUGUCAUUUAGUAUUUUUUACCGUUUGAGAAGGCUUUAAUUUAUAACGAAAUGCGCAUAACUUGAUAAUACUUUGUGGGUCAAUCUCAAGGCUAAGGUUUCAGAUGUCUUCAUACCAUCCCAGUUUAAUGCAAUUAUGAAUAAAUAUACAUAUUUUGUAUAGGUUUUGUGAUCACCAGACAAACAUGAAACAAUAUACGCUUUAGGUAAUCAUGCGUCAAAAAUAAAAACAUUGCAUAUGCUCCAGGGUGAAACUCAUUAUGUGGCUUUUCAAAAAUAUGACGGAAAACUUUAAUAUCUUUUACGGAAAACGAAUAUACCUGAAGACGUGAACCUUGACGCGCAUUCGUGUGGUAGUGUGUGAAAAAAAGUUGAAAGAAUACACGAGUACAUUAUUAUUUUUACUGGCCGUCCCAUGUAAUAAACAAACUUUAAACACUUUAAAAUUUAAAUAAGUAGGUACAUUACAGAAGAUUCUCGAUUUGUCAAGUUGUGCGUAUUCCGUCUUUGGCAAAAUUGCCGCACAAAUAUUGAGAAUUUUGAGUUAUUCUCGAAUAUGAAUUAAUUAUAAGUAAUCUAAUUUAAUCGCUACAAUCAUUUGUUACGAAAAAGACAAUAUUGCCAAACAUUGUAUUGUGAACGCACCGUAGCACCGCUUAUGUAUUGUAGUUAGUUUUAUUUUAAUUAGGAAAGUACUGUUCUAAACAGCGAGGAGCAAAAACAGGUAAACUUUGGAUAUAUAUUUCAUUCAAAGAAACUUUGUGUUUGUGUAAGCGGUGUAUCUGUGCUAGACUCCUAUUUAACCACGCAAAGUCUUAUAGCAAAAUCUCUGUAUCUGAUGAUGCCUUAGGGUUUGCCCACAUCUAUCGAGGCAAAAUCAAGCGAUAGAAAAAUGCUUCCAUAAAAAGAGCAAAAAAAGUUGUUUGCCGAUUGCGCGUCGGUGCAUGUGGAAAGACCCUAGAGAUGGUGUUUUGUGUGCCGAAUAGUAGUCUGAGAAGAGAUUCGAUGCAUUUAUUAAUAAGGUUAGUAUACACGGCCGUCGGCCGCUACUCAUUUAUUAUUGUAAGCUAGCGGCCACGACUGACGAAUCAUAGAGAAUUUAUGAAACUACACAUUAGUCACAUCACGAAUUUUAAUCUAUGGUCGUCGGUACGUCUGGUCAUCGUUCGAUGACUCUUUAUAGACAUACUUAUUUAGUUACAAUGUCUAUUCUACUACUGAAAUCAUACGGAUUUUGAGACUCCGAUGUUAUAACUAGAAAAGUUACUAAAUCCCUAAAAGUCGUCAGCGAUGGCUGUAAGUGGUAGCCCUAAGAAGUCUAGUGAGUUUGUAUCUUACAUUUAAAGAAUCUUAGAAUCCGCUCGUCUGUGGGCGAUAGGUCCUAUUUAGUUAAUUAUUUGGUGAUUAUCCAUUAUUAGUAAGUGAUUUUUUAAUUGUUGACUCGGUGCGAGAGAGUGCAAACUUUUAUUUAGGUGUAUUAAAUGUGUCAUAUUGUAUUCGUUAGUUAGGUUAGAGACGGUAAAAGAACUGCUAAACUCGAUAUGAAGUCUAUUGAAAAGUAUAAGUAAUCUAAAGAAUGUUGAAAUUGAAAGAAACGAUCCUCUUUACAACGGACAAAAUUAUUUGAUUAUAACGCCAUCUAGUGAAGAAACUUUGUAUGUUACGGGAACGUCGCUAAAGUCACGCCAUCUCUUGUACAUGUAGAAAACGUAUAGAGUGUAGCAGUCUGUUUGCUAGUCUCUGGUUAGGCGUAUGUAAUGCCAAAUAUGUCGGUGCGCCGCGGCUCGCCGCCACUUCCCUUCCCCUGCUCACUUUUCUGUAGCGGGACUUUUUCGUAUAAAUCAAAUUGUUUUUGGGUGCACUAUGUAAUUCCUGAGACGUCCGAAAGCUUUGUUACAAUUUCAUUUACUUAAGUGUGUUUCUGAUAUAUUUAUUUUAUAUUAUCUUAACCUAAAACGUCAAGCACACGCCAUCUUUAGCUUAGCAUAAUCACAGUAUAAUAAAGAGUACCUAGGUACGGUAUGGUCACUCUCUGCUUCCCGCUGAAAGUGUCGCUCACCCGCUCUCGAUUACCUCACAGUAACCGCCUGUCAAAAACGCGACCAGUUGACCUUUCUUAUCUCACUCACACAAGCAUGGUACACGAGCUUAGACUGUGCGUAGAAUGCGUUUCUUUCGUAUAUUUGAUCGCGAUUGUCCGAGGUGUAGCAUAAGUUGUUCUGGACAACGUAUGCCAUAGCACUUAAAGCGUUCUAGAAUUGAUAUGUUCUUGGCGUUGAAAAGGGUUUAAGACAGUUUAUUUCAAGAUUGAUUUUUAUAUUUUUUUGUUUGAUCUCAACACGAGUCUCUAUUUUAUUUUUAUUCACUCAGAUUUAUAUAAUUUGUUUUUUUUUUUCACGGGAAUAAUCUUAGUAACUGAAAUUAUAAAAAAAAAUGUUUUCGGACAGAUCUGGAAAACGUGUUCCCUACUUUUACCAAUUUACUGCUCAAUUCUCCGUGUUUUAUAAAUUAAAAUGUCGGUGCUAAAACUGCAUCAAGUUUAGGUUCAAAAUAGAGCCUUUUUGGUUCAUUGUACAUGUACGUCACAAGUAGACUAAGAUAGCGUAUGGAACUGCGUUUUGUAUGAAGUAAGUAACAGUUAAAAUUUAUUGUAAUCGUCAAUUUUGUCUAUAAAUAUAUCGAAUGACGAGUUUCGCGAGCUAAGGAAAUUUCCAUUAAUUAAAAUGAAAUUUUCGUAGUUUUGCAAAUACAAGAACUGUACCACAUUUUAAGGUAAUAAACUUAGCAUCACGCUUGAACCUGCAUUUUUCUAACCAUAUUUUGUUCUACUUUUAAUAUAAGAUCCUAAUGGGUAACACCAUAGAUGAAAUAUAUGAAGAUUAUACUAAAAAUGCCUUAUUGCCAUCUACAAGUAUAAUCGAUGGCAACUAGGCUUUUUUUAGUGGCGCCAUCUACUUUUUGUACAUCCUUAGGCGGUCGCAUUUUGUGUAUGGGAUGGUAUAAUCUUCUGUAUUUAAUCUAUGAUAACACCUAGUUUGACUGACUACACUUUGAUAUCGAGAUCUAAAUAAGUCAAUAGAAGAAUUAUCAAUUCAAAACAGCAAAGGAAAUAGAAAUGAUUUUAAGCAACAGCUAAAAAGUCGUAUUAUUUAGGUCAUUUUUUUUAUAAAGAGCUUGUUAGCCGCUCAAGUCCCUACAAAAUAAAGUGAUAAGAUUAUUGCCAAAAUACCACUUGUGUUCAUGUUUCAUACACUGCCGUAUAAUGUUGUUCCCACACUGGCUAUCAUAAAUGUUAUAUAACAUUGUAACAAGUUAUAUAACAUGUAUAACAGCCAGUUGUUUUAAGCACCAUAAGCUAAGCAUGCCAGGUUUAUUAUCCAUAAUGUGGUACAGUCUGGGCCUAUUGGUGUAA
Molecule: messenger RNA, 7480 nt
Organism: Leguminivora glycinivorella
Lineage: Eukaryota; Metazoa; Arthropoda; Insecta; Lepidoptera; Tortricidae
Product: prominin-like protein
Exons: 20
Coding region: 379-3198 (939 amino acids)
Cellular component (GO): membrane
Source: RefSeq, a predicted model, not a curated record